AACGUUCUGACCAAACCCUAACUGCAACAACAAAAACUCUCAUUUCACGCUCGCAACCAGCACUACCAGAAUUCCCGAAAAAGCAUAAAACAAAACCCUAAUUCUCCUAAAAAAUAUUACCGUUUCAUCCUCAAUCAAUGCAGUGAAGCAAAACCCUAACACUCUCCAUACCUCCACAGACUGAUCUUCAUCAUGUCGGGGGAUCGCCGGGAAUCACCUCCGGUGAUCGGAGGAGGAAACGGUGUGGUUGAACCGGAGAAAAAACCAGCUCCAGUGAUUGUGCCGAGUCAGAGGCUGAGACUACACGCUAACAAGGAUCACAUGCCGGAGAGCUAUGAAGAUCUGCAACUGGAUUUUUGUCCUUCGAUUUUUAGUUCGCUGGAGAAAUACUUGCCGCCGAAUAUGCUUCAUGAUAGUAGAGAAGAGAAAGUGAAGUUCAUGAGAGAUAUUCUAUUAAAGUAUUUGCCACAUGGAGAGCGAACCAGAGCUCAGAAACAUAGAGAAUACAGGCAGAAGAUAAUAUCGCAUUAUAAGCCUUUGAAAAGAGAGUUAUACACAAUGCACCCCGUUACUUUCUUUGUCCCCUCCUUCAUGAAAGCAAUCAAUGAUAAUACAGAGGACAGUCUUAGAAGCAUAAUAUCAGAACCCUCUCCUGGUGUGCUCACAUUUGAGAUGCUUCAGCCACGCUUUUGUGAAUUGCUAGUAGCAGAGGUUGAAAAUUUUGAGGCAUGGGUUAAUGAUACAAAAUUUCGAAUCAUGCGACCAAAUACAAUGAAUAAAUACGGAGCUGUUCUGGAUGAUUUUGGCCUUGAAACAAUGCUUGACAAGCUUAUGGAUGGUUUUAUCCGUCCUAUAUCUAAAGUUUUUUUUCCUGAUGUUGGUGGGGCAACUCUGGAUUCUCAUCAUGGUUUUGUUGUUGAAUAUGGCAAAGAUUGGGAUGUUGACUUAGGCUUUCAUGUGGAUGACUCUGAAGUAACUUUGAAUGUUUGCUUGGGUAAGCAAUUUUCUGGCGGAGAAUUGUUUUUCCGGGGCACAAGGUGUGAUAAACAUGUAAAUACAGGAAGUCAGCCAGAGGAAAUAUUUGAUUACUCUCAUAUUCCUGGACAAGCUGUGCUUCAUCUUGGUCGUCAUAGGCAUGGUGCUAGGGCCACAACAUCUGGUCAUAGGAUCAAUUUACUCCUGUGGUGCAGAAGUUCAGUCUUCAGAGAGAUGAAGAAAUAUCAAAAAGAUUUCUCGAAUUGGUGUGGAGAGUGCUCACGAGAGAAGAAAGAAAGGCAACGGGCAUCCAUUGCUGCUACUAAAUCGGAGUUGCUAAGGAAGGAUGGUGAAUCCGUAGUGUAAGUUGUUUCAGUUGUAGUUUUUUUCUGUUAAUUGUAGACUUGUGCAGCUCUGGAUGCAAAGCGCCGCAGUUGGUAACCUUUAGAAGUUCAGUUUUGUGCUCCAGCUUGGUUGUAACUUGUAUGUACAAAUUAUGUCAAGUGCAUGAGAUGAAUCUGCUUGUAGCUGAUAGCAGUAUGCCUGCACAUUUUGUAAAAAGAUUUAGGAUCAGUCUGAUCAGUGAUCAUAAUUAAAAGUUCUUAGCACCAUAUUUAGGGAUA
Populus nigra (black poplar) is the source of this 1598-nucleotide messenger RNA. RefSeq names its product 2-oxoglutarate and iron-dependent oxygenase domain-containing protein CP2-like. The coding region runs from base 193 to 1341 and encodes 382 amino acids. Lineage: Eukaryota; Viridiplantae; Streptophyta; Magnoliopsida; Malpighiales; Salicaceae. Gene Ontology annotation, molecular function: L-ascorbic acid binding; oxidoreductase activity, acting on paired donors, with incorporation or reduction of molecular oxygen; iron ion binding. The record is from RefSeq and is a predicted model, not a curated record. The transcript is spliced from 9 exons.